GUUCGAAUAAUAAUGAGUGCGGUCCAUGAGCAGCGCCAGCCGAAUCCAGUGACAAAGGCCAACUUCUUUUCCAAAUGGUUUUUUAUCUGGACGCGCGAGAUUCUCGUCAAGGGACUGCAACGGAGUCUGGAUCCAUCGGAUCUCUACGAGACCGAACCCAGUCUCGAGAGCACCCAGGUGUCCUCCUUUCUGCUCGGCCACUGGGAGCAGGAGCUCAAGCGGUCCAAGCCCAACGUCCUGCGCAUGAUAUUCAAGGCCUACGGCUGGAGCUUUGUGCCGGCGAGCAUCGUGUACUCCAUCAUGGCCAUAGCAGUGCACACAACGCAGCCCUUGAUGUUGGGCGGCUUGGUGUCCUUCUUCUCGGAGAGCACGGGGAAGAUCACAAAGCAUUCGGCCUACUUGUACGCCAUGGGCGUGGUGCUUUGCUCCCUCAUCUCCGGGCUUUUCUUCCACCCAUUUAUGAAAUACCUGUUCAGAGUGGGCUCUCGCGUCCGUCUGGCCUGCGCGGGACUCGUCUACCGGAAGUUCCUCCGGGUCUCGGUGGCGGCUGACAACAGCGGAGUGAGUGGCUAUGCCAUAUCCCUGAUGGCCACCGACCUGCCCACCUUCAACGAGUCCUUCUACUGCUUCCACGAGCUGUGGCGCGGUCCUUUGGAGGGCGUGGUCUUCGUCUACAUCAUAUACCAACUGAUUGGAUGGCCAGCGGUUGUGGGACUGGGCACCAUCGUGGCCUUCAUCCCACUCCAAGCCUGGGCCGCACGGGCAAUAGCGCGGUACAAGAGGAGUUCGGCGGAUGUGGGAGAUGAAAGGGUGAAGCUGAUGAACGAGAUCAUCGCCGCCAUGCAGCUUAUCAAGAUGUACGCCUGGGAGAAGUCCUUCGCCAAGCUGAUAGGCAAAGUGCGAAAGGAGGAAAUGGACUCCAUAAGGGGGUCCACCUACAUCUACGCAGGACUACAGUGCACAGGCAUGAUCUCCAAGCUGUCCCUCUUCCUCUCUCUGGUGACCUAUGUCUUCACGGGCGACAUAGUCACCUCGCAGAAGGUGUUUAUUGUCGCCAGCUAUUAUGAUCACCUUAACGAUUCCUUGCUCCACUCCUGGCCGCUGGCCAUCAACAUGUGGGUGGAGACCUUUGUGGUGGCCAAUCGCGUGAAGGAUUUCCUCUUCCAGCACGAGAAUCCAGCUGAUGGUGGAGUACACAACUUUAAGGAGGCGGAGGAUAAUCCGGAGCACGGCAACUUCCUCGGACGCACCCACAAACCCAAGGCCGAAGUAAAGAGCAUUACGGUCCAUAAACUCACUGCGAGUUGGGAUCAGAAGAAGCAGGAGAAGCGCCAUCGCCACAUCGAGGAUGUGAGUUUUCAGGCCCAGGAUCAGCAAUUUGUGGGAAUCGUGGGAACCGUGGGUGCGGGAAAGAGCACCCUUCUACAAGUGAUCCUCGGUGAACUGGAUAUUAUUAGUGGCAGUGUGGACGUCAAUGGAGUCCUCAGUUAUGCUCCUCAGGAGCCCUGGUUACUCCGGGGUAGUCUGCGAGAUAAUAUCCUCUUUACGGAACCCUACGAUGAGCAGCGUUAUCUGGAGGUCCUGCGAGUUUGCCAUCUUGACAGGGACGUGGAACAACUCCCGCUGGGCGAUAGCACCAGGCUGGGCGAAGGUGGUGCCAGUCUGAGUGGCGGUCAAAAGGCAAGAGUUAGCCUUGCGCGGGCUGUCUACCGGAAGGCGGAUAUCUACCUCCUGGACGAUCCGCUUUCCGCUGUGGAUUCUCAUGUGAGCAAGAUGCUCCUGGAUCGGUGUCUCAACGAGUUCCUGUCCAAGAAGAUUCGCAUCCUGGUCACCCAUCGUGUUCAGCUGCUCAGACACGUGGAUCAUUUAGUGCUGCUCGAGGGUGGUCGCAUCUCUGUCCAGGGGCACUAUGAUGCCCUCAAGAAGCUAAUUCGAUUCAGGAUGUCGGUGGCCAAUGAUGUGGAGGUGGCCAAGUUGCGGGCCAUGCGAACGGAUAGCGUUUACGAGGAGCCCGAACCACGAAAAUCCCUGUCCCAGGAGGAGCAUCUGGAUCGGCACGAGAUAGAGCAGCAGUUCAAGGAGCAGCAGCAAAUAGGAUCUGUGAAGCUGCACACCUACAAGGAGUACUUCAAGGUGCUGGGGCAUCCGUUGGUCGUGGUGCUCAUCCUGCUUAUGUUCGUCGUGGCCCGUUCCUCCGAGGCAACCAUGGAUAUAUUCCUGUCCAAGUGGGCAACUUGGGAGGAGACGGAACCCAAUCAGCACGAGCCCAUUCCGGAGUAUCAUAGAACUCGACUGCGCAUGAUGAUCCUGUAUACGUUCCUCAUCCUGUGCACCCUCAUCUUCUACGUGCUCCGCACCUUUGGCUUCUUUAUGAUGACCCUGCGGAUAUCGCUGCGCAUCCACGACCAGCUCUUCGAAGGAGUCAUCCGAGCCUUCAUGCACUUCUUCACGCUGGCCACCUCCGGCCGGAUUUUGAAUCGUUUCUCCAGCGACGUUCUGGCCAUCGAUGUCAAUCUGCCGCAGGCUCUGAUGGACUCCAUUGAAUUUGCUGUGAAUGCUCUGGCGGUGCUCGCUGUGGUCAGCACGGCGAAUAUUUGGCUCCUCCUACCGGCCACCGUGGUGGUGGCCCUGUUGUACGGCUGUAGGUGUCUCUAUAUAGGAGCUAGCCGGAGUUUGAAGCGCAUAGAAACUAUAUCUCGCAGUCCAAUCUACUCCCACACAAAUGCCACCUUCAAGGGAUUGGCCACCAUCCGUGCUCUGAAUGGCACCAAGUACAUGGAGCGGGACUUCCACUACUACCAGAACGAGAACACCUCUGCUCUGUACCUUCAUGUGAGCAUUAACCGGGCCUUCGCCUUCUGGACGGACCUCAUCUGCGUGCUGUACAUCCUGGCGGUGACAUUCAGUUUCCUGCUCUUCGACAAGCACAGAGGAUACUACAGCGGAGAUGUGGGUCUGGCCAUCACACAGUCCAUGAAACUAGUGCUCAUGUGCCAGGCGGGAAUGCGGCAAACCGUGGAGCUCGAGAACAUGAUGACUAGCGUGGAGCGGGUAAUGGAGUAUGUGAACAUACCAUCGGAACCUGCCUUUGAAACGGAGGAAUCCGUCAAUCUGCCGAAGCACUGGCCCAGUGGAGGACAGCUGGACUUCAGGGAUCUGCGGCUGCGCUACAGUAAUCACGGGCCCUACAUCCUCAAAGGUCUCACCUUCACCAUCCGUGGCGAGGAGAAGAUCGGCAUAGUGGGACAUACGGCGGCGGGCAAGUCCUCCAUUGUCCAUGCCCUCUUUCGGUUGGCUCACAUCGAUGGACACAUCUGCAUCGAUGGCUUCGAGACAUCCCAGCUGGGCCUGCACGAUCUGAGACGUAGGAUCUCGAUCAUACCGCAGGACCCGGUGCUCUUCUCGGGAUCCCUCCGCUUCAACCUCGAUCCCUUCGAGGAGAAGACGGACGAGGAACUGUGGCUGGCCCUGGAGGCCGUCAAGCUCAAGGAGUUUGUAUCGAAUCUGAAGGAGGGCAUCAACUGCAGGCUCCACGACUGCGGGGCCAACUUCAGCAUGGGCCAGAGGCAGCUGGUCUGCCUGGCCAGAGCCCUCCUGCGCCAGAACAAAAUACUCAUCAUGGACGAGGCCACAGCCAACGUGGAUCCCGAGACCGACAAUCUCAUCCAGGAGGCGAUCCACACCAAGUUCGCCCACUGCACCGUGCUGACUAUCGCCCACCGGCUGCACACCGUCAUGGACAACGACCGCGUGAUGGUGGUGGACAUGGGCCGUGUGGUGGAGCUGGGGCAUCCGCACGAGCUGCUGCACAACCGGCACGGCUACCUGCAUCGCUUCGUGGAGAAGACGGGCGUGGGAACGGCGCAGCACCUGCGCCACCUGGCAGAGCAGAGCUACCGGAAGAGGGUGCUGGGCCGGAAGUCGGAGGAUCAGGGAUCCGUGCUGGAUCUGGGGUACAAGGGGACGACGCUGUGAAAGACUGCUGGGGGGAAUCAAUUGGUACACCGGGGUGGAGUGGUUUUCGUUCGUAGGUAUGGUAAUAUAGACUUUAUUAUAGUGAACUGAUCUUUAAAUAUAGUUAUAUAUAUGUAUAUACUUUAUAUGUAGUUCAUAAUAUACUCGAUCGAUCGUUUGCCUUCUGGAAUUUGAAAAAGCAAUUUGUCUUGUAGGUUAAGAUUACAUUACCAUCG
Molecule: messenger RNA, 4190 nt
Organism: Drosophila simulans
Lineage: Eukaryota; Metazoa; Arthropoda; Insecta; Diptera; Drosophilidae
Product: probable multidrug resistance-associated protein lethal(2)03659
Exons: 6
Coding region: 13-3975 (1320 amino acids)
Biological process (GO): transmembrane transport
Cellular component (GO): membrane
Molecular function (GO): ATP hydrolysis activity; ATP binding; ABC-type transporter activity
Source: RefSeq, a predicted model, not a curated record